AUGAAAGCAAAGAAAUUUAGAUUCAAUAGUUACUUUAUCCGUUGUGGAUGCUGCUACGAAGAUGGCUGCUGCUGUGAUGAUGGAUACGGCUGCUUUGAUUGCUGCUUAUACAGCUGGUCUCUUCAGAUUUCGGAUGAUAAUAAGACUUGGAAGGACGUUCAUUCAGUCAGCAAAGACAAUGAUAUGAGGAGAUGCACUGAAAAGACUUAUAAGUUAGAAAGAGAAUAUACAGCAAGAUUUGUCAGGAUUCUUCAAACUGAGGCUUGCCCAGGAUUUCCACUAUGCAUGGCUCUGAAUAGGAUAGAACUCUUCGGUGAUGCUGUCGCAUUAUCAGAAGAUUAUAAUGAAGAAUUUGUGUCAUAUCACGAUGAUGACGAUGAUGUAAGUAUUAUUGGCCAUAUCUCCAAGAACGGAAAUUCUAAUGCAUAA
This is a messenger RNA of Trichomonas vaginalis G3, 429 nucleotides long. Its product is annotated as galactose-binding domain-like family. Bases 1 to 429 code for a protein of 142 amino acids. The record is from RefSeq and is a predicted model, not a curated record. NCBI's taxonomy places the organism in Eukaryota, Parabasalia, Trichomonadida, Trichomonadidae. The transcript has a single exon.